AUGGCGCACCGGCCGGCAGCCGUGUCCAGGGCGCGCGACCCGUCCGGGGCUCAGGCUGGCUGGCUGGGUCAGGCAGGCAGGCAAGCAGGGCUCGCCCCAGGUCGAUUCACGGCCUGGCCCAGCCACGACGACGGCCGGCCUGGCGGACGCGUCUGGUGCGCCCGUCCAGCUCUCGGUAUAAAGGGACGGCGGCGAGUCCUGCGCUGGCCUCUCGUCUCAUCCUCCAUCGCCACUUCUCUCGCCCGUCCGUCGUUACCGCCUGCAGCCGACCCAGCAGCCGCAGCAGAAGUUUCCACGCCGCAGCCCACAGCCGCCGCCGCCGCCGCCAAAAACACUGCCACCACUGCCACCACCUCGCGCCCACAACCCACGCCCCAUUGA
This is a messenger RNA of Pseudozyma flocculosa PF-1, 381 nucleotides long. RefSeq lists its product as uncharacterized. Lineage: Eukaryota; Fungi; Basidiomycota; Ustilaginomycetes; Ustilaginales; Ustilaginaceae. The record is from RefSeq and is a predicted model, not a curated record. The coding region runs from base 1 to 381 and encodes 126 amino acids. The transcript has a single exon.